UCCCAGGAACAGCCCAAUGGCAUCGAGCUUGAAGUCAUGGCGGAUACCAUUUAUAUGAAGGGAGACAUUAAAAUGCGUGGAACCAAGAAGCUGACAAUGUUUAGCCGUAAGCUUUCAUUUGUGAAAGGAAGUAAGUUAGAUCUCAGAGCUCCAGAUCUGUCACAAAGCUUUAAUAGCCUUGAGCCUGGUGCUGAUGGAAAUGAUGGCAAACAUGGCGUAAAUGGAACCACAGUCGAGAUAUCGGCCGAUACGGUGGUAGGAUAUAUCAACAUCAUAACUAACGGUGGAAAUGGAAACAAAGGCCAAAAUGGCGCGGAUGGUAGAAAGGGAGCCGACAACAUGGCCAAGGAGCUGGAUAAAACACAGUCAGAUUGUAAUGCACAAACUAAGAGAAAUGAAAGGGGGAAAAUCACAGGGUGUACAGAAAAAAUCACAGGUACACCUGGCGUCAAAGGAGGAAAUGGAGGAGAUGGAGGAUACGCUGGAAAGUCAGGAAAUGGAGGAAACGCUGGCCGUCAAACAAUUUAUUUAAUAAAAUUACUAGGGAGUAUAGAGUUACGGACGUGUCGUGGAACAGGAGGGAAAGCUGCGAAAAAUGGAGUGGGAGGAGAAGGAGGUGAAGGAGGAUUAGGAGGGCAUGGAAUCAAAUGCAAAUACAGCCAUAGAGGCAAAGUAAUCGGAAUAGCGUGCAAGGCUGAUGGUCAAAUCGAUGCAUCUCGGGGACCAACUGGAAAUAAAGGUCGCAACGGGCAAACCCCUGUAAGCGCUGGUUCAGAUGGUGAGGUAGCAAACUCCUUCUUGCAGAAGUUAAAACUAGACCGCAGUCAGAAAAAUAAAUAUCCACUGGUGCUAAUGAAGGUGAUGACAAGAUAUGCUGAGGAACUAGUCUUGGUCAACAAUACCAGAAAUGCCCAAGCAGUCUUUGAGUUCAUAGCUGAUUUAGCGAUCGGAAGAGAUGAGGAUCUAAGAAAACUUUCAAAACGACGGCUGGGUUUCCUAAACAGGAAGGGAUUUGAUAGAUUUGGAAAUAACAAAUUAUUUGCACCUCUCAUGAAAUGGGAAACGUUCAAAGAACAACUUGUUAAGAUAAAAGAUAACGCUCAAGCGUACGAAAAUGCCUACAACGGCAUACGUGCAUCCAUUGAACAACAAGAAGGUAUAAAACAAGUGUUGCAAGCCCUUCCUUUACCAGCUAAGAUCCAGGUCUCUAAAGAAAAAGAAAGACUUGUGGAAGCAAGAAGGAUAGCAUUUAGUGAAAAGAGAACCUAUGUGCAGGCUAUCACUGAACUCGAAGCAAGCAUGAAAAGCUCACUUGAAGAAAUAAUCGUCCAACUUCCAGACGUACAUCGGGCAGCGCAGUUCAACAAAAUCGACCUGUUUCUCGUUCUUCAAGCUUUAGUAGGGUUUGUCACUGGAACUACAGAGAGAGAUUCAUUAGCAUUGCUUGGGACUACUUUAACAGUUAUUGGACAUUUUGCUUCGAGGUGCAAAACUGGAACACUUCAAGACAAUAAGGAAAAACUCAAGAAAUGGCUGAUGUUUGGCAUGGAAUACGCCGCCCUAAAGGACUCUAGUGAGCUGGAUUUUGACAAAAUGGACGUGGGAUCUGUACCGGAGGUCAUGAAGAAUAACCUUGAAAUGAACAAGGAAGGGCUCACAGCGGACCUGGUUUGUAUGAUAGAGGAGAGGUCACUUCCACGAAACCUUGCAAAGUUCAAGGAACAGAUAGAACGUUUCUUCGUGGCUGGGGGAGCAAGGAUUGAUCUCAUAGCCAAAGUAAUUGAUCUGGAUAAUGCAAUUGGUGGAUACAACUUCGAUAUCCCUAAUUUAGAAGGAACUUCAAAUAAAAUAGAAAGUCUGCGAAACUCUGGAGAUUUAGACUCUCCAAUUGCUGAGAACAUACAACAGAUGUUUUUAGAUGAUCUACUGACUACUUAUCAGCAAAUGGAAACAAGUUUUAUUCAAAAUCUCUACCAGUUUUACAAAAGCUUUGAGUUCCGCUUACUGUGGAAUGUUGGUAGUACCUUGGUCGAUUAUCAGCGACGAGCAAGCAAAGCUGCUAGGGGAACCGAUCAACUUCGAGGUGUACUGCAGCUGACUAGUGCUUUACAGGAAAUCGAUUCUAUAGAAAGAAAAGGAAGAAAAUGCUUCACUAAGUUCAAAUACUCAACCAAUACACACAAAUGGUCUUUCAACAGUGUUGAUGAUGCCAUGCUCUUUGAUGAUUUGCACAGAGGAAAAGCAACGUUCACAAUAAAGGUUUCUGACAAUUGCAAGUCAUGCUACAAUGUUCGUCUAUUAAAGAUGUAUGUUGAACUUUAUGGAAAUGCGGCUCAAAAUGAAAACAAAUUACCAGCAAUUGUUCAUCUAAGACUGCGACAUAUGAGUGCCUCGUUUUUUCGGGAUGGAAAUGGAAAAAUAAGAGAAUUCAGACAGCAAAACAUGGACGUUUGGCGAAAGUUUGAAUUUGACCGAUUUGCAAUUACAGAUACCGCCAAGUGUCAGGCAGAGAAGAAAAGGGGAAAUAAGGACUCUCUAUACUGCAUGGAGAAAGACGAUGUUCGCUUUCAAACAAUGUGCUGCCAUUACCUUAGUGACUCCCCAUGUCAGGACGUGCUGCUUGGAGCAGAAGAGUGUCAGAGUCCAUUUGGAUCGUACGAGCUGACCAUACCUGUAGAUGAAGACGUGGAUUGUCGACCUGACAAUUCACAGUUAACAAACAAGAAUUGCAAAGAGUUUGACAGGAGCAUCUUCACGAAUAUGAACGUAUGGACGCAUUAUUUAUACUGGUCAGACAGAUACCCAACUGGACCAAAUGAUGAGAAAUGCGCUAGUCACUCAAGAGCCAGGUCUCAAAUUCCAGAAUCUGGGCUUCUCUAGCUCUAGAGCAGAACUCCUAAGGCGGCACAGGGAAUAAAAGAUGGCUGCUCAAUAAAACUUUGCUGAUAAUACAAUGAAUACAAUUUUUCUA
Molecule: messenger RNA, 2971 nt
Organism: Stylophora pistillata
Lineage: Eukaryota; Metazoa; Cnidaria; Anthozoa; Scleractinia; Pocilloporidae
Source: RefSeq, a predicted model, not a curated record